CCGUGAGGAAAUGGCGUCCAGUAUACUGGCAAAAGGGGAUCAGCACUCAACAUAUUCCAUCAACCAGUAACACUUCUGAUAUGCCAAUAACGUUGGAAAAUCCUUACAAAGAACCCCCCAAGAAAUGCAUUCUGUGUGGUGUUUCAGUGGACUACAAGAACGUACAGCUUUUGUCCCAGUUUAUAUCUCCAUAUACGGGUCGUAUCUUUGGGAGACACAUAACAGGUUUGUGUGGAAAGAAACAAAAACACAUUUCCAAGACCAUCAAAAAAGCCCAGCAAAUGGGAUUUAUGUCAGUCACGUUUAAAGAUCCUGCUUUCCUAAAAGAUCCAAAUAUUUGUGAUGUCAAACUUCGAGAAUGAUCCUCAACUUCAGUGACUAUUUAUGGUGCAGUGCUCUGAAGAUUUUCAUUUAUAUUUC
Molecule: messenger RNA, 420 nt
Organism: Hemiscyllium ocellatum (epaulette shark)
Lineage: Eukaryota; Metazoa; Chordata; Chondrichthyes; Orectolobiformes; Hemiscylliidae
Product: small ribosomal subunit protein bS18m-like
Exons: 1
Coding region: 81-362 (93 amino acids)
Biological process (GO): mitochondrial translation
Cellular component (GO): ribosome; mitochondrial small ribosomal subunit
Molecular function (GO): structural constituent of ribosome; small ribosomal subunit rRNA binding
Source: RefSeq, a predicted model, not a curated record